GUAACUAUGCAAAGACUGGUAUAUCCCAGACAACGUUGAAUAAUUUCAAGUCAAAGUAAGAGCAAAAGCUAUCGUAGGUUACUCCAAACGUGCAUGAUACGCAAAUAAAAGAAUUUCUUAAUCGUUCAUUCUGAGAAGUAACAGUUCGUUGCGGAAUUGCGGUGAAAGUUCUUCUCAUGUGCCAGGGAGCUGUAUUGAGUCAGGCAGAGCAGAGUUUUCAAGACAAGGAAAGCAAUGGCAGUUGUUGGAAAACUAAUAAUGUGGUUGAAAAUGCUAUGGUUGUUAUAUUUCGUGCAUCCUGGAAUGUGUAAAUGUGAUUUAAGAAAAACUGGUGCUAACAUGAAUGCAACAACAUGUCUUAAUGAACUACUUCGUAAAUAUGAUAAAAGAAUUAGACCAGGAAUUUUUGAGAAACCAACAGUUGUUAAGGUGGACAUUCUUAUAGCAAACUUCUGGACGAUAGAAGAAGCUAACAUGGAUUUUACUGUCGAUUUCUACCUCCGACAAUAUUGGACUGACGAACGUCUGAGGUUUCAUGCAGACAACAAGGACCAAAUGCUAACUUUAACUAGCGAAAUUUGGAAAGAAAUCUGGAUUCCCAGUACAUAUUUUAUCGGUAGCAAAAAGGCGUAUUUUCAUGACGUAACCACAGAUAAUUAUCUACUACAAAUAAGUCAAAAUGGCUCAAUAUUCUUUAGUAUGAGAGUAACGGUGACUACAUCCUGUCAACUACGCUUUCAUCGUUAUCCACACGAUCAUCAAACAUGUGCAUUGAAUUUAGAAAGUUACGGCUACAAGGUUGAAGAUGCAGUGUACUUCUGGAAUAACAGAAAUGAUAAUACCUCAGCAGUCGUUAUACCAAGCGAUCUUAGCUUUCUUCAAUAUGAAAUGACUACACUUGUUUUAACUGAGAAAAAUAACUCGUAUAAUGCUGGCAUGUUCUCAUCAUUGAAAGUGAAAUUCAACAUGAAACGUCGAGUCGGAUUUUUUAUCAUCGAAACAUACAUCCCAUCGUGUAUCAUCGUUGCUCUGAGUUGGAUAUCAUUUUGGAUUCCUCCCGACUCGGUGCCAGCACGGGUUGCCCUCGGUAUCACGACAGCUUUAACCAUGGUAACCAUAAGUGGAAGUGCACGUGCCGGGUUGCCACGUGUUAGUUACGUCAAAGCAAUUGAUUGGUACCUACUCAUAUGCUUGUUGUUUGUAUUUGGUGCUAUGUUGGAAUAUACACUUGUUAGUAUUUGUUACGUAAAGACUAAACACUACCUGGGUCGAAGUAAAUCUGAAGGGGAUGUGGAAACUGGUUCGUACUAUCAAGAUAAGCCGGAAGUUGAUUGGUUAGACUCCAGAGAGGAAAACAACCAAAGACCCAAUGGUGGCUUAAUAAGAAAUGGAGGAAGCUACUUACUGCGAAAGUCGCGACGACAGUAUAACAGUCGUACUGAUAAGAAUGGCAUAACAAAACUCGCUAGCAAAGACAAUUAUCCCAUGAUUGUUACCAAUCCAGUAAACAUUGAUAGAUUUGCAAGGGUGGUAUAUCUCGUGCUGUUUGUUCUAUUCAAUAUUUUAUACUGGAGUAUUUUUGUUUGGCUAUAAUUCACUGAAGACCGUUUGAAAGUUACUGGAGAAAGUUCGCCAAGAGUGAAGUUACGUGCUAAAGCAAUUAGCAGGGCCAUGAUAUUAAAAAGAACCGACAACGUUCAAACCGUCAGACGUCAAGAUCGUAGUAUUUUUAAUGACGAAAAUAAUAUAAACAUGGUUUUAAAUAAAGAAGGGAAGAUUAAGGCUUGAGUUACUUAUAUUUAUAUAUAGUUAAUAUAUAAAAUAGUUAUAAUACUUUAAAAAA
Molecule: messenger RNA, 1843 nt
Organism: Dendronephthya gigantea
Lineage: Eukaryota; Metazoa; Cnidaria; Anthozoa; Malacalcyonacea; Nephtheidae
Product: glycine receptor subunit alphaZ1-like
Exons: 10
Coding region: 235-1593 (452 amino acids)
Biological process (GO): chemical synaptic transmission; chloride transmembrane transport; regulation of membrane potential
Cellular component (GO): neuron projection; synapse; membrane
Molecular function (GO): chloride channel activity; neurotransmitter receptor activity; extracellular ligand-gated monoatomic ion channel activity
Source: RefSeq, a predicted model, not a curated record